CCAACAGAUCCAGAGCUACUUAAGGUCGAAAGCCCGUUUCAAAGAUUUCAAGCGGUUCUGCCGCCAUUUAUCCGCCCCAUACCAAUCCUUAGGCGUCUCGUCGCCAUAGGCGUAGUUAACAUACGCAUUCAAGCUACUUUGGCCACUUCCCUCGUGGAGGAUCUGGCGAAUCUUGUUGCCGAGUUUCAUCGCUCGGUCAUCCAGUUGUUUUCCGUUCGGCGUGUAGGUGAGGAGCGGUGCGGCGAGCAGGUUCUGGGAGCGGUAGGCAAAGGCCGAGGAACCAUCCGGGAUCGCUCUUACGGCCUGCAUCGCAUACCCUUCAAACAUGAAGAGUGAGUUGCUGAAGGGGGUGCCGGGGCUGGUGGUGGCCUCGACGAACAGAUCGUAUACCCGUCGCUGCGCGGAGGGGUUGUAUGAUUUGAGAUAGAUGGGGAAGCGCGGGUUGGCGUUUCCGGUUAUCUGGCAGGGCGUGUCGGAGAGUGAGAUGCCUGUCCACCUAGCCAGGUCAAGAUAAGUUCCUGGAGUGGACUCUUUGGAGAUUGGCCCCAGGUCAUGGAAAGGCUUAGUAUAUGCUGGGUUGACGGUGUCUACCCCUUCCUGGAUGAGAUACAUGACGACGACCGGCUAUCGAAGUUGAUUAGAUUUGUUAUGACAGACCCCAAAUUGGCAUUUGGGGCACACGCACCUUAUUCGGGUCAAUUGUAGGAUCGAAAAACCAGUAAGACCAGUUGACAAGAUGAACGGGCAUGGUCCCGUUUGUCAGCCACAUCUCGUUGGCAAGCUCAUAAACCGCCUCGACCUUAUCGCCGCUAAAGAUGAUAGUCUCCAGCGCAUAAUUGCGGUGCUUGAUAUCGUAGAUUUUGGAAACCACAGAGGUGACAAUGCCAAAGUUGUGGCCGGCUCCGUUCAUCGCCCAGAAGACAUCGGAAUUCUUGUCCACGGUGACCAAGCUGCCGUCGCCCUUGACGACUCUCAUAGAAACGAACUGGUCCCCAAUGAGACCAUGAUGGCCUUGGAGCCAUCCGUGGCCACCUCCCAGGGCGGGACCCAGGUAGCUGACACAUUCACAGGUUCCAGUCACUGCAAUCGGAGCUUAGCUAUCAGGACCGUUGUUGUAUAUAGGACAGUCAGUCAUAUGCGGAAUUGAUCGAUAGCUACUGACCUGCUUGUUUUCCAGCCGCCCACAACGUGUCCGUGACCUUCUUGGACUGAGUUCCGCCGCCAAUUGUGACCGUUUUCCCAUCACCGGCUAUUUUGAUCCUGUUCAACUUCUUCAGAUAGAUCUCGAUGCCAUGGGUCAUCUUUUUGAGAGUGGUGGUUGCCCCAUGACGGCCAUUUACCGCGAGGAAGGGCAGGCGUUUGCAGUUUGCAAACUUGACCUGAGCCGCAGAGAGACGACGAGGAGUAAGCUGUCACAUCCUUUCAUCGCAGACACCUUUUUUGAUUGAAAAUGAAGAGAAAUUGCUGCUUACCGUCUUGACAACAUCAUCUUCGGUGCCGGGAACAACAACAACGUUUGCCACGGGCACUGCCAGAUUGGACCAUCGUGCCACUGCGGCGUCGAACUCGUCCGACCCUGGUCGGUAGAUCUCGGCGGUGGACGAGAGUGUGCGCCCGAGUUCAGUGAAAUCCACUCUGCCACGAGCGUCAAUGCUGGAGAAAGGGUUGCCCUGGCUUGCUACCGCAGUUGUCCAUGCGACAAGCGCCGCAAGUGGAAGCUUGAGUCGAAACAUCUAUGGGGUAUCUAAGUAUCUAUAGAUAUCUCGAGAGCGCGCGAAAUGACAAGGAACGAUAACAACAGCAGCAGCAGCAGUAACAGUAACAACAACAGCGAGUGACUGAGCUACCCCCUGUGCAUAAUGUGAAGAGAGAAUUCCACCCUCUCAAUUUUCUUUAAAAAGAAAAGGCGGGAAAUUGCAGCCUGUCGCUUCUCUGCCAUUCGUUGAGAGUGUUUCCCAUCCCUGACAACCUAUUUUCUUAGCAUGGGAUAACUCAUUCUCCGUACAGGAAUCUUCGGCUAGCCGAACCUAAAAUGUUUCAUCUUCUGCUCAGGAGAAGAAAAUUGCUCAGUCCUUUCUUCGCUGUGCAUCCGAUUGUGAAGAGUUGCAUAUGUUCGCUUGCAACCCUUGCUGGCUGUUGCAUGAACCCAGGAAGUUGCUGUUCCGUUUAGAGCUUGUCAAGGUUGCGGCUAGUGUCCGGGCCUUGCGCCUAGAACACAUUCCCCGGGAAAUCCACGGCAGGGAGGCUGCAACUAACUCCUUGUUGGCGUGAGGGUUGCAGCUACGGGAGGCGCCAAGUUGAUCCGUUCAUAGCCCACUUGAGGGAUGAUGGAUUGAUCGAUCGCCUUACGAUCACCUUACUCUGCACCUUUUACGGCAGGUCGUUCAGCACGCGUUAAGCGACCCAUGCUAUUCAGCAAGUAUGAUAAAAUCAUAACUUUGGCCUAUGAACAUCUACGAAUAUAGAGUCCGGAACUUAGGCUAGCCUACUGAAAAGAUACUAACAUACCAUGCCAUGUUGUCAAGUAAAAUUUCCUGGCUCGUGUUGAGGGCUCGUCAAAUAUGCCAUGACUGAAAUGGCUAAGCGACGGGCACUCCUAAAAAAUUCACCACCGAUUGCCUCUACUCAAGUGUAUCUCGGAGUGCCGGUCGCCAUCUGAAUAAUGGCUGCUUUUGCAGAAUCUUUCCGGCGUAACUUUCUCGGACAGCCACUGGGACUUCUGGAACACGCCUCCUCUCUCCUCUCCGCGAUUCCUCGUACUCCAGCACCACUACACCAGGGGUCACUUCUCCCCGGGGUAGAGAGAGGAAACCCAGCCGCUGCAAAAUUUGGACCUUGUGAAUUGUCUGGGUAUAUUUCUCUCAGUGGAUUGGACCCUGUUUAAUGGAAUCAACAUGCACAUAAACACACAGAGGUAUAAUAAGCAGUACACCGCACUCGUUCAUGAAUCGUCGUACAAUCGCCUCGCGCUACCCGACGGGUCUUGACUCACUCUACCAACCCGAUCAUCGUCUUUCCUCUUUUAAUCUAAUGUCCGACUCCGAAGCGGCAGCCGCAACGGCUGUAGCAGCGACCGUUCGCGAAUUCAAUGUUGAGCUAUGGACACAGUAUGGAUUCGGCGUCCUCAUAACUGCUCUCAGGUCAUAUGCUCGAGUGAACGCCGUAGGUUUCAGAGACCUUCGGGUAGAUGACUACCUCAUCUGGUUUGCCAUAUUAUUAUACUCUGCCCAGUUCACGCUGGCAUUCUUCGCCGUCAAUCAUGGCCAGGGUCUUGCCAACAAUGGUAUGACAGAUGCCGCGCGAGCUGCUCUGGAUCCGGACUCUGAGGAAUACCGACUCAGGGUGUUCGGUUCUAAAAUUCAAGUGAUAGGCUGGACCUGUUACUCGUUCUUGAUUUGCAUGCUCAAGAUGUCAAUGCUUGUUUUCUACACGCGGCUCAUGGAGGGCCUUAGCAGGUAUUUCAGCAUUCGCAUCUGGUUCGGGAUUGGGCUCGUUGCUACAACUUUUCUCGCAUCAGUUAUAACAAUUUAUGCAGCAUGUCGCCCGGUCUCUAAGUACUGGCAGAUCAAUCCAGAUCCUGGUAACAGGUGCCAGGGUGCUGUGAGCAGGCCAAUUGUCUUCGUGACAUACAUCGCAAGCGUGCUCACCGAUAUCUACCUCAUUAUGAUACCCCUUCCAAUGCUUUGGGGUACAAGGCUAAAAUUAGCAAAGAAGAUUGGCGCCACCAUCGUGCUCGGUGCAGGAGUGUUUGUCCUCGUUUGUGCUACUUUGAAGACUAUCUUCGUGGAAGUGGAUCCCAUCCACGGCGCAGAGCUUGCUGGGAGAUGGGGUACGCGAGAGGCCUUCGUCUCAGUCGUCACCACAAACCUCCCCAUGAUGCUCCCCCUUGUCAGGAUGUGGCUCAAGCCGCUAUUGGGUAGCGCAAUCUUCUCGUCUCGCACGCCAUACAAACAUCCAACUAGCUUCCGAACCAUCGGCGGCGGCGAUGGAUAUAAUAAGAACAACUCCCACAAGUCUUCUAGUAAUAAACGUCGUGGACAAAAAGCUAGCUCUAACAACCAACAUACAACGAGCGGCACCAUACCACUCACCGAGAGCGAGGAGCAGAUUUUUCAGGAUGUAAAGUUGCAGAAUUUGAGAGUUUCUGCGGGGCCGCAGGCGGCGACGGCCGCGCCUCAGCAACAACAACUACAACCACAGGAUAUAGUUGUUUCUACGGAGUUUCACGUUACUGAGAAGAGAGCUGGGCGUAAUGCCAUACGCAGCCACGAAUCGUUUUAGCUGUAUAUAUGAUUAAUUUUGUCUUGAGCGAAUUUAUACUCUGAUUAGUUAACAAAAAGAAAACAAGAAAACUGAAAGCUAGCAAGCGCUGCGUUUCAUUCAUUCAUUUAUUUUUUCUGAUUUUUAACGAGCUUUUCAAAGAAACCCUUGCUCGUUCUAGCACCUGAAACAACAGCUACAUAACUACAACAAUUCAACAACGUUGGGAGUUUCUUGUCGUUGUAUCCGGCAGGGCAGAGUAGUUGGCCUAGUGUAGGCGUUUCGGGUAGUGGGGAUCCAGGUCCCUGUCCCUAGCGUCUCAGCAAAGUUAGCAUGCUUCAUUUUCCCCCUUCCUUCUCGGCUCUCAAGAGCUAUAUAGAUGUAACUAUACUCCGUACUGUGUAUGUAUAUUGUCGGGCCGCUCCGUCUCCUUUCAUGUGAUUUCCACCAUAUAAAAGCAUCCUUGAAGCUAGCUAUGCAGUUAGUGAUCUCUUGGAUCGGAAUCAAGCUUACUACAUACCAUACCUCUGUCAAAUAUAAUAAUGUAGAUUAGAUUCCCUUUGUCGAACUUAUAACUGACCAGGGAAGCCAGCAAAGAAGGCGAGAGGGGGCGCAGCAAAUCGAGCUCCUCUAUAUUGUGCGGAUACCACUGGGCCCCUGGCAUGCUCCCCCUUAGCAAAUUAUUCAAUAGUUAGUUAAUUAAACUAUGCUUUAGAUAAUUCCUUCCUGUUCUCGUUCCUAGUAUGUACUUGUAUGUACGGAGUACAGUAGUGUCCAAGAAGUCAGCAUACUAGGGGCUCGGUGCUGAGCAUCCUCUCAUAUAUCUCUCUUCUUUCUUGAUUUCUCAACCACUCAACAUCCACCCUAUGGGCUAAAAUAUGUCUUUCAAAUCAAGAACAUUUGCAUAAAGAGCAUUCUUCAGCUAUUAUCAAUACUAUUUUAAGUCUUCAUGAGCAGGAAUAUUCAUUUCUAUCUAUUACUCAGACUUUGAAACUACUCUGUCU
This is a messenger RNA of Blastomyces gilchristii SLH14081, 5264 nucleotides long. RefSeq lists its product as uncharacterized. The record is from RefSeq and is a predicted model, not a curated record. The coding region runs from base 2944 to 4281 and encodes 445 amino acids. The transcript is spliced from 7 exons. NCBI's taxonomy places the organism in Eukaryota, Fungi, Ascomycota, Eurotiomycetes, Onygenales, Ajellomycetaceae.